Messenger RNA from Chelmon rostratus (copperband butterflyfish), 5804 nucleotides. RefSeq names its product rab11 family-interacting protein 5 (gene rab11fip5b). Lineage: Eukaryota; Metazoa; Chordata; Actinopteri; Chaetodontiformes; Chaetodontidae. Gene Ontology annotation, cellular component: mitochondrion; early endosome; recycling endosome. Gene Ontology annotation, molecular function: small GTPase binding. The transcript has 6 exons. Bases 370 to 4734 code for a protein of 1454 amino acids. The record is from RefSeq and is a predicted model, not a curated record. Gene Ontology annotation, biological process: regulated exocytosis.
UGCUGCUCCGGAGGAGGGCGGGCCGUGAACACAAUGAGCACAUUUCGGACAGUAAACUAACUGAUGCGACAUGUACGCAGCGCGGACUUGCGGGGAUUUCAGGACGCGGCUCGCCUAAGUUGCUUUGCAUUGAUUGAAUCUGGGAAUGACACGCGGAGCUUGAAGCUGAUCUGAGGCCCGGGUCCUGUCUGAAAACUGAUCUGGGGUAAACCCCUCACAGGCUCGGGGGGACUUUGGAGACAUUCUGCAGAGGUGUUUUUGCGCAGCACGGAAACUCAUCGCAAAGGGAAUGAUCCCCCGAUCAGCUGAUCACAAGUGAGAGCAGGAUUAUUGAGGGACACACAGGCAGCCACUGUGCAGCGGUGCAAGAUGAUGUCACUGAUAGACCUGGACGAUGAUCAGCGAUGGGUGCCCACUCAUGUGAAUGUCACCGUCCUCCGCGCGAGAGGACUGCGAACCAAGGGCAAGCACGGCAGCCGCUACCUCUACACCAUCAUCCAGGUGGGAAAGGAGAAGUACACCACCGGGCUGGUGGAGAAGGCGGAGGUGCCCGAGUGGAACGAGGAGUGCUGCUUCGAGCUGCUCCCAGGGAUCCUGGAGGACGGCGGCCGGAGCGCCCACCCCCCAGGGAGCGGGGACCUGGUCCUCACCGUCAUGCACCGGGUCCUGAUCGGGCUCGACGUGUUUCUCGGUCAAACCAUCGUCCGUCUCGAUAAGAUAUUUGAGGACGGAAUGUGUCCUCGAGAUGAGUGGUUCAAGCUGAACUCUAAGGCGGGAAGAAAGGAGAAGGAACGUGGCGAGCUUCAGGUAACUGUCCAGUUCACUCGCAACAACAUGACAGCCAGCAUGUUCGACCUCACCAUGAAGGACAAGCCUCGCUCUGCCUUUGGCAAGCUCAAGGACCGCGUCACCGGGAGGAAGAGGGGGGACGUGGAGUCUUCCUCGGCCAUUGUGCCAGGCCGCUACGCCGCCCUGUCAGGAUCCCUGGGGCAGCCGUUUGGGGAGGAGGGCGGAGGGGCGGUGGAGCCGCCAGAUGUGGAGGUGGCAGAGGAGAAGAGGAGCAAGGUGAAAGAUUUCUUCAAAGGGAGGCUGCGCAAGUCAUCUGACACCAGGUCAUGCUCAUCGCUGGCUUCAGAGAGCAGUGUGUCUUCCAUGGCCAGCGAUAACCCUCCACCCAGUCUGGAUCUGCUGUCAGACCCUCCCAGCUCCCCCAUCUACACGAGCAAAGUGAGAGUAGACACCCACUAUGGAGAGACGGAUUUAGCUAAAAAAGUGCUGACCAGCCAACACACCACAAAGGUUCUCACACACAAGCGAGCCUUCAGCGAUGAAGCUAGCAAGAUCUCAACGGCCCUCCCUCGAACAAACCUUGCAGUGGAGUCUCUCAAGGGUCAGACCAUGACUCAGUCCAAGUCUUCCUUGUGUAUAAAUGGAAGCCACGUCUAUGACUCCGAGCCGUCCACUCCGAGGAGCUCAGGAGCCCACCCGUCCAAGCUGGUCCUGCUGGAGAAGUGCUCCCCGCUGUCCCGCUCCCUGCAGAACCUCACCAGGAGAAGCGAUGACAAAGGUUCCUUUGCCGAGGGCCGGCGCUGGUCCUUCGACAAGAUGAAGAAAGAGGAUAAGGAGGAAGAAAAGGAAAGCCAGGCAUCGUCUUCAUCAAUUCAGCAAGCUCAGAUAGGGGGGGCAGCGAUGCCGGGCGUCCCCUCCACUGCCGAUUCACCUGACAAAGGGAGGAAGCUGAGAAAGACGUUAUUCUCUGGAGGGAGGAGUGAUUCUCUCCCAGCUAAGUCAGACCAGAACCAGGCUGCUGCGACAUCUGAGGGGAGGCUUCGAGGCUGGUUUGGCUCCGGUGACUCCCAGAACAAGCCAAGGCUGGAAGUUUCUCCUAAGGUAGAAAGCAGCUCAGACGUACCCCCUCCCCUCCCUCCUCGCUCCCCUGUACCCCCUCCAUGCUCCUCUCCCUCUGCCUCCCCCUCUGGUCAUGUCUCACCUGAUGACUGCAUUUACACCAAUCCCUUCACGCCCUCUCCCUCUUCAACCCCCAUCUCCCCUUCCAACCCUUUCCCCUCACAUAUGCAACGCAACCCCUUUUUUGAGGAGCUCAUUGCUGAAGAGUCGCAGAGGUCCCCUCCUUUUGCGCCUUGCUCCUCUUCUGGCUCAUCACCCUUUCAUUACACAACUCUGCCCUCCCAGCCCUGCACACCCGGCCCUGCUCAUGAUCUUAAUGCUACAAAUAUGGCUUCCAUAAAGCGGGAGCGCCCCAGGCCAGUAGCUAGACAGAUAUCACUCCCUGCAUUACUACCCAAAGCGGCCAGGCCUAACUCCCCUAACCACUCCGCUCCUUGCUCCAUGUCAGCGAGUGCAGCAGAAUGGGAUGACUCUUUUGAUGCCUUUGCCUCAAGCAGGCUCAACUCACCUAAAGGGAGCAUCCCUCAGAAACAGCAGAGAACCAGUCCGACUUUCUCUCAUAGACAUAGUUAUCUUGCAGCUAAUACCAACAAUCAUGCACAAGAGCUGCAAACAUGCGAAGAGGAGCCUCCACCUUUGCCUCCGAGGAGACUUUUAAGAAAUUCGGUGAACGAGAUUUACUCUGAUGGUUGGCUACACAGAGGUCAAGAGCUAGCUGUCCAUAAAGAAGCCUACCUCCUCUCUCAGACAGGCGUGGCCUCGCUGCAACAUGGAAGGGAAGGAGAAUGCAAAAGAAAUAGUAUAUCUCCAGACCCUCACACCAGCAGCGAGACCUCUGACUCCCUAAGCGUUACCUCUCAACCAUACACAAAUAUCACUUCACCGGGAUUCAUGUCCGAAGAAAAGCUCAAAAAGUUCAAAUAUGAGCCUCUGGAAGAUGAAACUGACUGCUGGGGAGGGAUGUUGUUUGAGCAAGACUUGUAUGGACGUGUAAGUAGAGGAAACUAUGGACAGUCCAAGGUAAACAGCCAUCGUUUAUCCAUGAAUGCUGAAGAAACUUCUGGAAAUAAGAUCACAUCGAUGAACUCGGGACCUAAAAUGGUUCUUGAUAGGGAGAUAUCUGUUGCAGACCUUUUGAACCUGUCAGCUACUAUUCCCUCAAAGCCAGAUGCAGAGGUUCUAGAUACGACAACAACUCCAGUAGAGGAGACAGAGUCUAAUCCACCUGAAACCUUGUGCAUCAACAACAAUGUGUCUUUCUCGCUAACAUUAGGAGAUCUGAACAUGAAUAAUUCAGAUUUUGGUUUUAUCGAUUCAGAUGGUUCUUCCCAGUCAGAGGUAGUUGAUACUCUCAAAGCCGUCAACAGUUUUGGGGGCACUUUUCCACAACCGUCAGAAGCAGAGGCAGUGGCCACUCCUCAGGAUGUGUUCACUUUGAAGGACACCUACAUACCUGAGAUGAACUCGUCCUUUGAGAUAACUGCAUCAUCUAACAAACUGUGCAAAGUCUCUCCAGUUUGCCAAGACAACUGCCAAGAUUCUCGAUGUGAAAUGGAUAAAACACCAGGUAACUCCGGGGUGAACAGCAGAGAGAUGGCUGCUUUGUCAUCUCAAAAUCAAACAGCUAAUCCGCCCGAUCUCGAAUCCAGAGCAGACAUAACAAGAACUGUUGACGAUUUUAAAAAGGAAUUUGAUGAUAAUGGAAACCCUCAAGGCAUGCUUCACCAAAAGGAGCCAUUUUCUGGUGUGGUUAGUGCACGUUUCAGACCAAAAGGAGUGUCCCGACAGAACAGCAGCAGCAGCCCAAACAACCAAAGCAAAAGUGGAGAUAGAGAGUUCGAACAGUUGUUGUCCCUUGUUCAGAAUAUUUCAGGAGUUAGCGAAGGACCAUUGUCAUACCAGCCCACCAAAUCAGCUCUUUCCACCUUACUGGCAUUUAAUAAAUACACAGAUUUGCAAGGAGAUACCACAGACAAAGACCAAACACAUCGCAAUGGGCCGAAUUCACAAAUAUCUUCGGAAGACAAGGCGCCGUCUCUUCUCAUGGAAAGUUGUGUAACGGGAAAAUCCUCCAACAUCAGUUUUGAAGACCUUCACGCAAAAGUAGCACCAAACUCCAGAACUCCUUCAAAGUUAAAGAUUUGGCAAUCUUUGCAAGAACCCUCUUCUCCCUCCAUCUCCUGUGAACUCUCCCUGUCAGCUGAAGCACAGGCCACGCUCCACCCUACCCCUUUCUGUUGCCCCUCCAUACAUCCCUCAAGCAUGGGGCCCGUUGCCGGAGCCAGCACCGCUCUGGCCGUGGCCCCCUACACCUUCUCCUCCUCCUACUCUACCACCUCCACCACUGACCAGCCCCUGGUCGAUGCACGGCACUCACUUUUGCCUGAGGAGACACAGCCAGCUAGCAACCUGCCCCGUCAGGAGAGCAGACCUCAUCCAGUGAAGCCGUUAACGUCCAGCCAAUCAGAGAAGAAGGAGGGUCGUUCGGUUCUGGAGAAGCUGAAGUCCACCAUCCACCCUGGACGCUCCACCCACCAGGUUGCAGCAGAACCUGAGAAGAGUCAGGAGGUGACAGUGGACAACUCGGCCCAGUACCAGCACCUGACCAACAUGGAGCUGAUCUCCCUGCUGCUGCAGCAGGAGAUGGACAUGCAGAAGCAGCAGGCGGCCUCCGAGCGGCAGGAGGCGCAGCUGCACAAAUGUGAGGCGGAGCUGAAAAAGGUCAAGCUACAGGUUCGAGACCUGGAGGACUACAUUGAUAAUCUUUUACUGCGGAUCAUGGAGCAGACACCCACGCUGCUUCAAGUGCGCACCAGACACAAGUGACGGCUGCGCUCGCAUGUGUGGUGUAUUGCACAUGAUGUACGAUACUGUUUCCUUAAGAGGGGGUGCAAAACACAGGGUUAUUAUUUAAGAUUGGGAAGCACUGUUCUUGAGACAAACAAAUACACAAAAUCUGAUCUCACAAUCAUCCAGGUCUUCUCACUGCUAAUACUGCCUCGUUGAUGUUGACACGAUAUUACCCAACAUGCAUGCUGGUUACUGUCCCAAUUUGGCUCAAACAGAAAACGGAACAAAGCACUAUGAGAAAAAGCUUCUAUGAGAGCAGAUGCAAAAGAUUAUUUUACACAUGCUUACUAGAAUAAUUUAAGGUAGUCAGCUGUUGUCUAUUUAAAUGUUAAACUCACUGCUUUCACAUAUGCAUAAAAUAAAAUACAGUCAAGAGAAAACACUUUCUGGAAGUGCAUUUAAUGUGCUGUAGUUCCUGCAGCAAAAUAUGACUUUAGCUUGAGAAACCUUAAAAUUGCAGCUGUCAAAGUGCAAAAAGAACACUUGACACAAGAUUUCCACCUCAGACUGUAAAUGCCAAGUGCACAAAGGUUAACUUGAGUUAAUGACAUAUUUUCAAACAGGCUUCAAGAAAUGCUAAAAAAAAAAGUAGCAUCACAUCAUAAAUGCUGCGCUGCAAUGUGAAAACUAUAAAAAAAAGAGAUGUUUCUGUAUUAACAUUGUAUGAUAAGCAAAAAAACAGUGUUCAUGUUUGUGCCCCAAAAGACUAAAGAGGUUGAAGACUUAAUGUUUGCAUUCUGUGUCUUUGUUUUUCAUUUUUACACAAAGUUUUCACGAAAGUCUUAUUUCUUGUUCCAUGCUGCAAACAGCAAGAAUGUUUAAACAUAUCUUCAUGUUUUGUCGUCCGUUUUUGCAUUUUUUUCUUGAAACAGUGACAUUUUACUGUAGAGAUAACAAAGCAUUCGCACAGUAAAUAUGAGUGUUAUAAGUUAUUUCUAUGAAACACUUUUGUCAUGAUAAUAUAUUCUCUUACAUGACUCUAGUACAAAACCACUGUAGCUUCAAUGCUUUACAAUGACCGCAGGACUGUACUGUAAUAAAAUAAA